This is a messenger RNA of Pollicipes pollicipes, 1215 nucleotides long. RefSeq names its product phosphatidylinositol-binding clathrin assembly protein lap (gene lap). Lineage: Eukaryota; Metazoa; Arthropoda; Thecostraca; Pollicipedomorpha; Pollicipedidae. The coding region runs from base 1 to 1215 and encodes 404 amino acids. Gene Ontology annotation, cellular component: clathrin-coated vesicle; synaptic vesicle; extrinsic component of presynaptic endocytic zone membrane. The record is from RefSeq and is a predicted model, not a curated record. Gene Ontology annotation, molecular function: SNARE binding; phosphatidylinositol-4,5-bisphosphate binding; clathrin heavy chain binding. Gene Ontology annotation, biological process: clathrin coat assembly; clathrin-dependent endocytosis; synaptic vesicle budding from presynaptic endocytic zone membrane. The transcript has 13 exons.
AUGAGGGGUCUGGCCAAGGCAGUCUGCAAGGCCACCACUGAGGAGCUGCUUGGACCCAAGAAGAAGCACCUUGACUACCUGCUGCACUGCACCUUCGAGCCCAACGUGUCGAUCCCGCAGCUGGCCAACCUGCUGAUCGAGCGGACGCAGAACUCGUCCUGGGUGGUCGUCUUCAAGUCGCUCAUCACCGUGCACCACCUCAUGUGCUACGGGAACGAGCGAUUCACACAAUUCCUGGCAUCAAGCAACUGCAACUUCCAGCUGGGCAAUUUUCUCGACAAAACUGGCGGCUAUGACAUGUCCACCUACAUCCGACGCUACGCGAAAUACCUGAACGAGAAGGCCAUGAGCUACCGCGCGGUGGCCUUCGACUUCUGCAAAGUGAAGCGCGGGAAGGAGGAGGGGACGCUGCGCAGCAUGACGGCCGAGAAGCUGCUGAAGACGCUGCCCGUACUGCAGAACCAGGUGGACUCGCUGCUGGAGUUCGAUUGCUCGCCCAACGAGCUGACCAACGGCGUCAUGAACACCGCCUUCAUGUUCCUCUUCCGCGACCUCAUCCGCCUGUUCGCCUGCUACAACGACGGCAUCAUCAACCUGCUGGGUAGGAGGGGCGUCGACCGGCGGGAGGAAGCGCGGCGCGGCGGCUGGGCGGUGGGCGCCGGCAAGCGCAUUGGCGUGGACAAGGGCGAGAUCCCGGACCUGGCGCGCGCGCCCAGCAGCCUGCUGGACGCGCUGGAGCAGCACCUGGCCCACCUGGAGGGCAAGAAGGCCGGCACGGCCAACACCAGCAGGAUCAACAUCUCGUCGGCGGUGACGACGCUGACGUCGACGAGCACCGCUUUCGACAGCCCGGCCGGCCGCGCCUCCGACGACCUGCUGCAGCUCACCGGGUCUGGUGCUAACAAUUUCAACAUCUUCGACUCGUCCCCUGCCACUGGGUUCGCCAACUUCGAGCUGAUCCAGCCUGCACCUGGAUACAAAGGACCGGACGUGUUCGGAGACAUCCUGCAGCCGCCCAAGCUCAUUAGCAGCGACCUGGACAUGAGUCUGCAGAGCCUGGUGCAGAACCUAGGCAUCUCAGGCAGCGGCGCGGCGCAUGCGCAGAAGCCCAGCUGGGGCUCGCCGGUGAAGAACACGGCCAGGACGGGCGGCCACAACUGGACGGUGCCGGCGGCCUCGGGGCUGACAGGCGGCUCGCCACGACCCAUGCUAUGA